AUGAGCUACCCUAAGAAGUCAAAGAGUCCUGGUCCUUUUCCUGCAAGCCACAAGCCUAGCUCAAAGAACAGUCCCUCAACCUCCACAUCAGGAUCAGCAGAGAAGUAUAAGGACUAUGCUGCCGUCAUAAUAGACACAGGCACUGGCUAUACCAAGAGUGGGCUUGCUGGGGAUGAGAAACCAAGAUCCAUUGUACCAAGUAUAGUGGGGGUGCCCAGGUACAAGACCAAGGACAGCCCUUUGUACUACAUUGGAAACAACAUUCCACAGAAGAAAGCGGAGGUAAGUACACAUGUGGUGAUGACCCAUGGUGUAGUGACAGACUGGGAUGCCCUAGAGAUGCUGUGGCACCAUGUCUUCUAUACAGAGCUCAGAGUGUGCCCUGAAGAACUGGCUGUGCUGGUCACAGAUGCCCCCAUGUCCCCAACCACCAAUCGGGAGAAAAUGGCCGAGCUACUCUUUGAGAACUUUGAGGUGCCAGCCAUGUUUGUUGCUCACCAGUCCCUUCUGUCAGUCUACUCCUAUGGGCGCACAGGUGGGCUAGUGAUUGGCUCUGGAUAUGGGACAUCCUACACUGCUCCUGUCCAUGAUGGAUACAUCUUGCCUCAUGCUACCUACCGACUUGAUAUAGCUGGCAAUGCCCUGACAGAAUAUCUGGCCAAGCUGAUGGGAGAAAGUGGAAAUCCUUUUCAAAAGAAUGAGAUGGAUGUAGUGUGUCAGAUCAAGGAGAAAUGUUGUUAUAUCCCUGAGGAUUAUGAGUCUGAACUGAAUGCAGAUGAGAAAAAAUACCUCAUGGACUACACCCUACCUGACAAGCAAGUCAUUUCCAUUAGCAAUGAACGCUUUCGCUGCACGGAAGUCCUCUUUAAUCCCACCAUGCUAGGCUUCCCAGAGGUGGGGCUUCAUGUUCAAGCCAUGAAUAGUAUCAAGAAAUGUAAGCCAGAGAGACAAGCCAAUCUGCUUUCUAAUGUGCUGCUGGCCGGUGGCACGACCAUGCUCCGUGGCUUCUCUGAAAGAAUUAAAAAGGAGGUUCAAAAGAUGGAGCCAACAAGCAAAGUGGGCAUCCUGGCUUCCCCCAACCGAAUAUUUUCUGCGUGGCUGGGUGGCUCCAUCGUAGCCUCACUCAACUCCUUCCAGAAUAUCUGGAUCAACCGUCAGGCCUACAAUGAAAAGGGGCCUUUCGUUGUUCACCGGCAUUGCUUCUGA
Eublepharis macularius is the source of this 1206-nucleotide messenger RNA. RefSeq names its product actin-3-like. The transcript has a single exon. The record is from RefSeq and is a predicted model, not a curated record. NCBI's taxonomy places the organism in Eukaryota, Metazoa, Chordata, Lepidosauria, Squamata, Eublepharidae. The coding region runs from base 1 to 1206 and encodes 401 amino acids.